This is a messenger RNA of Amoebophrya sp. A120, 2021 nucleotides long. NCBI's taxonomy places the organism in Eukaryota, Dinophyceae, Syndiniales, Amoebophryaceae. The record is from the annotation of a GenBank genome assembly.
AUGGAGCAACCGGGCGGGGAGAUGUACCACGAAGAGGACGAUCGUGGCUAUGAUGACGAAGAACAAGCCGAAAAUGAUGAAAAUUACGACUACGACCAGGACGAAGAGGAAGACCACGACUACGAACACUAUGAAAACCAAGAGUUUGACUACGGCGAAGACGAACAAAAGGCGGUGGGACGAGGGCUCCGUGGCUCUGGCUCUGCCCGAAUGGACUACGCUCUCGACGAAGGCAGCGACAGUUCCAAGAACUUCCAGGAGGAUAGCGCACGCGCGUCCGAUGCUGGUUCGUUUGCGGCAGAAGCGCACGAAGCGGCGGAGAUGAACGCCAGCGGUUCGGACUUCGCAGUGUCCAACGCUGCGUCCGAGGUGAGCGGAAGUCCGCGGCAAGUCCUCACCGAAAACGAGCACCGGUCGGAGUCGCCAGCCUUUAUGAGACUGCACAACACCAACUCAUCCUUCGCCUCGUUUGCCAUGCAUCAAUAUAGUACCAAGAAGCUCACGUCCACCCGUUGAUUGUCUCUUGGCACUGCUUGCGUGUCAUCAAGUACUGGAAACCGAACCAGCGCUGGAAUCGGGCGGUGCUUUGUCGUGCGAAAGCUGCAUACGAUUUUUAUUUUUGCAUUUCCCGGAGCUUGUUGUAUUGCUGUGGUUGCCAUGAGGGCGAGGGGCAGGGGGAGUUGUUGACUCUCAUAGCCUUUCCCGCGGAAACAGACGGCUCCUCGUUCGAAAUCCAGCAUAGCGACUACCAAAAUGAAAAGUGCCCCACCACUAAAAGACUAUACCAGUUUGUGUUGCAAACUUCUCUCGUGGAGACUUUUGCGUGAGGAAACGAACAAGAAAGCCAAACCGACGUACUUAUUUGGAUUCAGCAUCUAAAAAGCCAAAAAUGCAAGUUCAACUUGAAGUAGACAGACGUCACUUAUAUAUAAUGUCGCGGCGCAUUCUUGAUAUUGAAGUACAGACUUUCAUCGCUACUCUGGCUUGAAAGUUUGCCACCCUGAUGCAUGCAAGGUAGCAACUGGUUCCAACAUGACUUGGAGCUUUUGCAUUUACCCCCCCCACAUUUUUUUUUAUGGGCUGAGGGCGGUUUCCAAUAUGAUAGCGCCGGUGGUUGGGUAUCGGACCACCCCGAAAAAAUGGACUCCGACCGGGGGGACAGUGGACUCGACCGAGGCGCGGAUCUCCUGGCACAGCGACCCCACGCCGGUAAAAGCCGAACUAGCGGGACGAGUCCGAGCAUUGGUGUGGCCAGCGAUCCGAUGGGCUCGUUCUCGGACGACCACCAGCCAGACCGCUCCCUGUCCCCGCGACUGCAGCGGUCCGUACGACUGGCGGGACGCGACGCGGACGUACACGACGCCACGAAAUCUCCAGUGGCUGACGAGAUGUUGUUCUUUGGGGCGGGUGAAAGAUCCUUAUCCGCCUCGGCGGUAGAAAAAAAUCACGGUGCACGGCCUGGUAUCAACUACUUUCGCGGUCGUGGUGCUGGCGGCGCGUCGUCGAUGCUGCAACGGAGCGGGCAUCUCUUUGAGUCGAGCAAAGAACAACUCCGCCAAACUGAUCUCCCGACUGUACGACCGGAAACCAGAGACGGCGAUCGUUUCGUUUUUUCCCGGGACGUUUAAGUAGUUCUAGUUGCUGCCUGGGCUGGGCGGGACGGCCGUCGGUCUUUCCAAAACUUGACAUCCGCCUUCGCGCCUUUACCCACCGAUUCUCGUACGAGGCGGAUUUUUGGGCGUGAUGAAAAUGAUGUUGAUGCGCUUCGAAAAGAGUUUGCUUUCUCUCCUGAGUCAAUCUCUGGAAAUGCUUUCAUGUGAUGCAUGCUGGACCGGCGGUUUUGUGGAAGUGAGCCUGAAGCAAAAAUGUGGAACUCUGUGUCUUGCACUGCCCCCCCACGGUUUGUGCGCCCUAUCUCAAUGUCGCAUAAAGCUACUGAUUCAAUAAAGGUCCAUACACCGUGUAUGAAUGUUGAUGUUCAUAGCGAUUGCAUCAGUGAUUCUUUCUUCCAACAAAGAGAC